AUGAACCGCCCUUCACGAACCGAUGAACCUUACGAGGGAGAGGGCUACAAUCAAAACCCCAAUCCCUUGUCAAAUGACUUGACUACAAACGAAGAUCUCAAUGGUUUGGUUAAUUCCAGGCAAUUGAAGUCGGAUGGUAGUCAUGAUAAAACCAUCUCUGAUGAUGCCGACAUACCUCGCGCUUCUCCGAGCCGAGACAAUGACACCGAACCGGGGCCGCUGCCCGCCUCGACCAAGAUAACUAUUCUUGGUCGACCCUCGGGAGACGGGGCCAGUACGGCCCCUCUCCCUUUCACUCACUCACAGAUCCCACCGUCCCCGUGUAGCAGCGUGCAUGAGGAUAAACCCCAGCCAUCGUUUUCUCUGCGUGUCAAGAAUGCCAUCACGAAGUUCGGAUCGUUCAUCGGACCCGGGUUUAUGAUCGCUGUCGCCUAUAUUGAUCCCGGAAAUUAUGCGACUGACGUUGCGGCUGGCGCAACUUACCGCUUCAGGCUCCUUUUCAUCGUCCUCUUGGCAAAUCUUUUCGCCAUUUUCCUUCAGAGCCUCUGCAUCAAGCUCGGUACUGUGACUGGGCUCAACCUGGCUGAAGCCUGUCGGGCAUUCUUGCCGCGCUGGGUCAACUAUGGCCUCUAUGUGUUCGCAGAGAUUGCCAUCAUUGCUACCGAUAUUGCAGAGGUGAUUGGCUUCGCAGUAGGGUUGAAUCUUCUCAUCCCUGCCAUACCUUUGGUGGCUGGCUGUGCAAUCUCUAUCCUGGACGUCAUGGUUAUUCUCUUCUUCUACCGGCCACAUGGGUCUAUGAAGGGACUGAGAAUGUUCGAGUACUUCAUCAUCGGUUUAGUAUUGGGAGUAGUCGUUUGCUUCUGCAUCCAACUAUCUCUUAUCCAAGAGACAUCCGUCGGAGAAGUGUUUGAAGGCUAUCUGCCAUCCCAUGCCGUCAUUGAAGCCAAAGGACUGUACCAAGCGUGCGGUAUUUUAGGUGCGACGGUCAUGCCACACAGUCUAUACCUGGGAUCAGGUAUCGUGCAGCCCCGGCUAAAGGAAUACGAUGCGAAGCACAAUCUUCUGCCCCCUGGCGUAGAUGAUUCCGAAUUUUUGGACGGCAACAAUGACAAAGGCUACUACGUCCCAUCGGCUAGGGCGAUUAAACACUCGCUCAAGGUCUCGAUCGCCGAGCUAAGCAUCUCGUUGUUCACCUUUGCUUUGUUUGUAAACUCGGCCAUUCUGAUCGUAGCGGGAGUCUCUCUAUACAACAACCCAGACGCUCCUGAAGCAGACAUCUUCAGCAUCCACAAGCUCCUCAACGACUCCAUUUCUCCAGCGGCAGGCACUGUCUUCGCCCUCGCAUUGCUCCUCUCUGGCAUCUCUGCUGGAGUGGUCUGCACCAUUGCUGGACAAAUGGUGAGUGAGGGGUCCUUGAACUGGAAAAUGCGUCCGUGGCUUCGCCGAUUGGUGACUCGAGGCAUCAGCAUCGUCCCGAGUGUCAUUAUCGCAGGGGCAGUAGGACGGAAGGGAAUCAGCCAAGCGCUGGAUGCGUCACAGGUCGUCCUCAGUGUCGUUCUGCCAUUCGUCACGGCGCCGUUGAUUUACUUCACCUGCUGCAACAAGUACAUGACUAUCCGUGCUGGUGGGGCUCGAAUUCGUACCAGCUCUGAUGUAGAGGACUCAACCGCGAGAGGCGACUAUGUGGUAAAGAUGGCUAACUCAUGGUAUACUGCCGCCUUUGCGAUCAUCACCUGGCUUAUCAUGGCGGUGAUGAAUGUCGCUAACUUGGUGCUGCUCGGAAAGGGCGUGUGA
Messenger RNA from Colletotrichum truncatum, 1794 nucleotides. NCBI's taxonomy places the organism in Eukaryota, Fungi, Ascomycota, Sordariomycetes, Glomerellales, Glomerellaceae. The record is from RefSeq and is a predicted model, not a curated record.